AUGGACGAAUUCCUGGCAGCAGUUGGCGUACAGGCCAUGAGAUAUGCCAUACGGUCUGGCAUUGCCUUGACUUCUUCUUACGCCAUCAACCAGUGCUCUCGUCUGCUUAUAGCGGUUGACGAUAAAGGCCUCCAUUCCGAGUUGAGAAUUCUCCAAAAGCACCUCGAUAGUAAAAUCAAGGUCAUCUCUCCUGCCAUUAACCUGGUUGAGCUCAAGUCUGGGCGAGGAAACGUCUUUCUCGAAUCUGCACUCCCUCUUGCAAAAUCUCUCCAUAAGCAGAUUGUCUCCCUAGGCCGUCGUGCAGAAGCCGCCGCCGCCGCUCAAGAACACAUCCAACGCCCAGGAGCCAGCUCACCGAAUAAAGAAACCAGCCAAGAUGCAUUGAAAAGGGUGAUUGAAGGUUUGAAGAAUCUUCUGAGCGAGAUUGACCGAGACAUCCCUCUACUGCAACUGGCCAUAUCGGCGUCUGGUGAAAGCCUGUCGACUUCUCUACCUUCUGGAAUAUCUCCCUCUCGGCUGCUACAAGCCAGUACGCUAUUGAUUGUCGGAGAUACGCAGUACGCACAGGACCCUCGAAGAUCCAUACAAAUUGGACCUUCAUUCACGCUGUCUGUUUACAUGCUAUUCUUGGGGCAUGCUGCGGUUUCGUCUAUUUCUAAAGAUGGCAACCUACGGUCAUCUGUUGAAAAUACAACGAGGACAGAUACCAAGUCACAAGGGCCAAUCUACGGGCUGAGAGAGCAUGAUAGAAAACCAUUGUGGCAAGAAGCGAUACACAAGGCGCGAGUGCGCUUAUGUAGAUCGGCAAGCGACCCGAUCAUUGAGGGGGUUGACUGUGAUGGGCAGAACUACAAGGCUUCCUGUUCUAUUAAGAGCUUGAAUUAUGCAUAUCAUCUUGAAAUCAUUGAAGACUUGGAUGACAAUCGUGCUCAUGAAGAGUUGGGCUCAUCACAAACACUCAAUGGCAUCCCAAAAGCUGGUAUACGGGAGCUGAUUCCCAUCCAUCAAUUCGCCAAGAUAUUCUACACCGACACUGGCAGAUUACUCAACAUUGGGGACGGAACAGAUGGAGAAAACAGUCCAGUUCUGCUGCUGAAACGAGAUAUUAAUGCGACUCGACUGCAGAGGCCAGAAUGUGUAAUGCAUGGCGAGGUAUACGACACCAGUGAUGAUGACAAUAAGCAAGAAAAGGACGAGUAUAAUCAAGCUGAUGUGGACCAACAACUUUUCGGGGAAUCACAGGCGAAAUCAUCUAUUUCUAGACGCUCUAAGGAUGCCAAGGACAUUUGUGCUACUGCUCUUCCCAAACAUUUGGAUCCCGAGUGGAUAGCUUUCGAGGUUUUUGAAGAGCAUGACGAGCAGAGCGAUACAAGUUCAAACUCGGAUCUUGAUGCAGGUUUAUCAGAUGAAGUUGAUGGAUGCGGUCAUUCACCAACAAAAUCGCCGUCGCGGCUUCACACUGCCAUGGACUCGAUCCUGGUUUCCCAGAUCAAAAACAUCUCCAUUUACCCUACGUCACGCAACGGUCUUGUUCUCAACAAAUCGGACAGUGGAGUUGGACAGCCAUCGCGAGACUUGACAGCAGAUUCAGCAAGUGAGGCGCAAGACUUUGUGUCGCGGUCACCGUUUGGGGCCAUCACUACAUCGCUCUCUUUGAUUGAGAUGCUUAUUCGGCUAGCCGGCCUCCAAGAAUUCCAACAAGCUUCCCAUUUGUCUAUUCCAGACCACAUCUUGACGUUUUUCUUGGAAGAAACGUCAACGACAGGAUUGACUGGGGAGGCCAUGUGGAGGGCUAGGAGUGAAACGAAGCAACGAGUAGGCUUUGAUCCAUAUACUGACACUAUGUAA
Messenger RNA from Trichoderma aggressivum f. europaeum, 1848 nucleotides. RefSeq lists its product as uncharacterized. The transcript is spliced from 3 exons. Gene Ontology annotation, cellular component: nucleus; cytoplasm. Bases 1 to 1848 code for a protein of 615 amino acids. The record is from RefSeq and is a predicted model, not a curated record. Gene Ontology annotation, molecular function: GTPase regulator activity. NCBI's taxonomy places the organism in Eukaryota, Fungi, Ascomycota, Sordariomycetes, Hypocreales, Hypocreaceae.